Messenger RNA from Ceratitis capitata (Mediterranean fruit fly), 4586 nucleotides. It is a transcript of the gene nAChRalpha3, whose product is annotated as acetylcholine receptor subunit alpha-like. The transcript has 14 exons. Gene Ontology annotation, molecular function: acetylcholine-gated monoatomic cation-selective channel activity; transmembrane signaling receptor activity. NCBI's taxonomy places the organism in Eukaryota, Metazoa, Arthropoda, Insecta, Diptera, Tephritidae. Gene Ontology annotation, biological process: signal transduction; monoatomic ion transmembrane transport; nervous system process. Gene Ontology annotation, cellular component: synapse; postsynaptic membrane; neuron projection. The record is from RefSeq and is a predicted model, not a curated record. Bases 2150 to 4549 code for a protein of 799 amino acids.
UUCAGUUACAUCGGAAAAAUGAAAAAUAAAAAAGUAAAAACUCAAAACAAUUAAAAACGAUUCAGUUAAAAACCAACUGCCACAUAAUAGAAGAACUUGCGGACCUCGUGGAAUGCCGAGCUGUUUUGAAAAUGACAAAAACAACACAUUUACAUAGCAUUACAUUUGUGAAACACGAACCCGCGCACUGUCAAGGCGACAGACUGUGAAAUCAUACGGUUGUUUUCAGCAUGAGAGAAGAAAAAAGCGUUUCAAAGUUAACUUCAAAACGCACAAAUCCGUAUUCGUCUUCACGGCAAAAAAAAAUGUAUAAAAAUUCAACAAUAUGUUGAAAAAAAUUCCGAAAAGUUACUGCAAUGCAAUUCGAAAUGCAAAUGAAAGUGUAAAAACAUUUAACUCAAUUAUUUGUAAACAUGAAAAUAUCUACAUACAUCUGUAUGUAUGUAAGUAAAGUCACAAAGUAAUUAUCAUAAAUUAAGUAAAUAUAGAAAAAUUACUAGCUAAUUGACUAAAAAAAUGUUUCGGUUUGUCAAAUGUUCGUAAUAAACACUAUUUCAAGUGUACGUAAGUGCGAAAGAUGUGGCAUAGCAAACAAAAAAAAAUUAAUUAACAGAAAUUUAGCAUAAAUGUAAAAUGCACAACAAGUAUUUAUAGCACACAAAAAUUAGGCGAAAUUUUGCAGAGUAAGUUUUGUACUCCAACUGAGCUUUCAAGUAUCUCUAAACGGCUGAAAAUACGUGGCUAUGUAAAUAUACAAAAAUAUCAACUUCAAAUCUUCGGUAACAAAAUCUACAAUAAUCGCAACAAGGUUUAUUUCCAAUAAUUACAAUAAUAUAAACAUCAGAACCCAAAAACAAAACUGCCAACAAGAAUAAAUAUAGAAUUUAUUUCCUUUGAACAUUAGUGUUCACGUUACACAUUCGUUAGCAAAACAAAACAUAAGGAAAUGGAAUAACACAAAAUUAAAAAGAAAAUAAUAUGAAGUAGCAGAAAUUGAAGAUAAGAACAACAUAUUAAAACACAACUCAAAAAGCCGAAAUUCUCCGCCUCAACUUUAAGGAGAUUGUGAGAUAAGUGAAAACCAAACCAACUAAAUUUGAAAACACCAUAAAAUCAUCGGUAAUCGUCGCCAACAAUUGCAAAUACAAAUGCCUAAAUCUACGCUUGCAAUAACCAAAACAACAAAAACUAAAGACACAGAAAGCGAAAAAUCAGCGGAAAAUAUUUCAAAAAAAAUAACAAAAAAUAAAAAUACGAAAACAAUAACAGCAAACAAGUUAGUUAACAAACGCUUUUUAACCGCCACCGCCGCCAUUGACGACUCAGUUGCAACACAACAACAAGUGUACUACAUUGAACGCACACUUGCAACAUUGCCACAUACACGUGGCAAGCAGAGUCGCAGCCGAAGUAAACGAAAGGGGAGCGUUAGGAUAAACGAAAGCUUUGACAACAACAGCAACAACAAAAACCGCAAUCACCACAAAAGCAGCAAUAGACACAUUUGCUGUCGCAGAUAACAAUCCGGGGCAAGCACACACACACAUCGUCAGAGCCCGUCCGCCGAAGGGUACAUAAUAGAACGACGAGCCGAAGGUCGAGGGCGAAGUUUAAAUUAAAGUUGCCUUCAGCACAAUCUUACUUUUUUUUUUUUUUGAUUUUUGGGACGCAAUUAAAACGCUGCUGCAAUUACGACUGCCAACAAACUGCAACAACUACAAUGAAGGCAACAACUCUGCUUACACUAAGCUAGUUACGAUAUCAAUGACACCAACAACAACAUUAAGUGCAGUAACAAGAAUAAUAACAACAGCAACAUCGCUAAUACCGUUUACAACGCAAACAACUUCCGCAUUGUUGUCCGUGGUCAGCUAGAGCUCGACGCAAUUCACAAAACUCCGCCUCAAACUGCCUGUCAUCAUCACCCUCCGCCACCACUCUACUGAAGACCUCAACCAAUUUGAGUCUUCCACGUGCCUCAUCGGGCACAAAAGACGCAGUGGCAUCAACAUUCAGUUGUAAAGGCGCAGUAGCAGUAGCAAUAGAAGAAGAAGAAGGUGAAGAAGAAGCAAUCACGCAACAGCAGCAGCAGCAGCAGCAAGCAGCACAAGGAGCACCCAGGCAGCCACAAAGCGCAGAGGGAAAUGAGAUGAAGUGGUUUCAAGUGGCGUUGGAUAUGUUCCUUGUGCUUUCAUUUAUAACAAGCAGCACAUCGAAUCCCGAUGCUAAGCGCCUCUACGACGAUCUCCUCAGUAACUAUAACAAAUUGGUACGUCCCGUUGUCAAUGUGACUGACGCUGUAACUGUACGCAUCAAAUUGAAGCUAUCACAAUUGAUUGAUGUCAAUUUGAAAAAUCAAAUCAUGACAACCAAUUUGUGGGUGGAACAAACCUGGUAUGAUUACAAACUCCAAUGGGAGCCGAAAGAGUAUGGCGGUGUUGAAAUGUUGCAUGUACCCUCGGAUCAUAUAUGGCGGCCGGAUAUUGUGUUAUAUAAUAAUGCCGAUGGCAAUUUCGAAGUGACGCUGGCCACAAAAGCGACUCUCAACUACACGGGGCGCGUCGAGUGGCGGCCACCGGCGAUUUAUAAGAGCUCCUGCGAAAUCGAUGUCGAGUACUUCCCAUUCGACGAACAGACGUGUGUGAUGAAAUUCGGCAGUUGGACAUAUGAUGGAUUUCAGGUGGAUCUUCGGCAUAUCGACGAACUGAACGGCACAAAUGUUGUUGAAGUAGGUGUGGAUUUAUCAGAAUUUUACACAUCAGUCGAAUGGGACAUAUUGGAAGUUCCUGCAGUGCGCAAUGAAAAAUUCUACACAUGCUGCGAUGAACCUUAUCUGGAUAUAACAUUUAAUAUCACAAUGCGCCGUAAGACGCUCUUCUAUACCGUUAAUCUCAUUAUACCCUGUAUGGGUAUUAGUUUUUUAACAAUAUUAGUUUUUUAUCUGCCAUCGGACAGUGGCGAAAAGGUCUCAUUAAGCAUAUCCAUUUUACUCUCACUGACUGUGUUCUUUUUGUUGUUGGCCGAAAUUAUUCCACCAACAUCGUUAGUUGUGCCACUUUUAGGGAAAUUUGUGCUCUUCACAAUGAUACUGGACACGUUCAGUAUAUGUGUGACGGUGGUAGUGCUCAAUAUACAUUUCCGCUCGCCACAGACGCACACCAUGGCGCCCUGGGUGCGAACGGUGUUCAUCAAUCAACUGCCUCGCUUUCUGGUCAUGCGACGACCACUGUAUCCCAUUAGUGAGAUGAUUAAAUCAUCUCGCCGCCUGAUGGUUCGCACCUGCAAUGGAUUUGAGUUGGGCGACCAAAUACCACCAGUACCACCGCCAGCGGCUUUGUCAAGAAUGCACCAUAGCCCGAAGACAACGUCGCGUAGUACCUCGCCACAUCUGCAGCAUCGCGUGCAGAGCCUCAAUCUGCUGGACGACACGACGAUCGGUGGACUGGGUAUGACUUCCACGGGUACUGCCUCCGCCGGCCAGUUUUCCACACUAUACCCCUCCACUAUUUCCACUGUGAAUCAACAAACAUCGACCACAUCAUCGCUUGUGGAUGCCCAACAUCAUAGUCAAUAUCAACAAACCGGCGGUUCACUACUCGAUCAUCCGUUAACGCCAACGAAAUUUCGGCAGCAAAAAACUUCCACAUCUGUACAAACGAACGGCUUCGACGGACCAUCCACCUCACAAUUCGGACGACUAUACCAGCAACACCAACAACAACUGCCCAGUGGCGCCAUAUCGGCGUCUACUUCGACGCUGCAUCACGUACACACGCAUUCCGUGGGUGUGGGCGCGGGUAUAGGCAUCGGAGUAGGUUAUGGUGCGGCCAGCACCUCUACGCAUCACCUCUAUCGCCAACAGUCCGCCUCAUCUGCACAAUUUUCGCCCGUCCCUGCACCAUUACAUCCCCACCAGCAACAUCAGUCGACAACGACAUGCGAUCUGCUGGGACACAGUAAUGCGAAUGUGAUAAAGUCAACGACCACAGUGAACUCAGUGGCGACCGCUUCAACACUCGCGGACUCCUGUUGCAGCGGCAUACAAAUACAUCAAGGCGCGGGCGCAGGUGCGGCGUGCCAAUCGUCAGAACAGCUACCGCAUCAAUAUACCGCCGCUGCUGCUGGUGUCAGUGGACAGGGCGGAGUAGGUGGCGCCCUGCCGCGUGAAAUACUGCCAGCGUGUCAACGUGAAGAUGGCGCGCAUUGUUGUCUGGCGGCCGAAAGUGAGGGUUGCCCAAUCGGCAACGAAUUGCGGCAACGUUGGCCAGCCUGUCCUGAACUGCUCAAAGCCAUGGAGGGUGUGAGCUAUAUAGCGGAACAAACGCGCAAGGAGGAGGAAAGCACAAGGGUCAAAGAGGAUUGGAAAUACGUGGCCAUGGUAUUGGAUCGUCUAUUCUUAUGGUUAUUCACAAUAGCCGUUGUCGUUGGUACGGCCGGCAUAAUACUGCAAGCGCCGACGUUGUACGAUACGCGCGUACCAAUCGAUAUUAAAUUAUCGGAAAUAGCAACGACAACAGCGAAACCGAGCAUUGCCAAACCUGUGUUAUAAAAACAAAUUGCAAAAAAAAAAUACAAAAACAAAAACA